AUGUCUAACACGUUAGUGAGUUGUAAACGCUUAUUUCAAACUGUUCGACCAACAGUUGCAGUACGCGUUCGUUUUGCACCCAGCCCAACGGGAUAUCUCCAUCUUGGAGGUUUAAGGACAGCUUUGUUUAAUUAUUUGUUAGCACAAAAAACUGGAGGUGUUUUUAUUUUGAGAAUAGAAGAUACCGAUAGGGAACGUUAUGUUCCUGGAUCUGUGGAACGUUUGAUAUCUAUAUUAUCGUGGUCCGGGCUAACUUUUGAUGAAGGACCUGGUAAAAUCGGAUCUCAUGGCUCAUAUUAUCAGUCCGAACGAACUGAUAUAUAUAAAUAUCAUGUGGACAAACUAAUUAAAGAGGGAAACGCAUAUAGGUGUUUUUGUACUCCAGAGAGGCUCAAGCAAAUUCGGUCACUUGCACAAAAGGCCGGUAAAGGUAUUGCGUAUGAUCGUCAUUGCCUAUAUCUGAGCAAAAGAGAUAUUGACCAAAAUUUGGCACAAGGGGUUCCUUAUACUGUUCGACUUAAGACACCGGACGGUUCUGUAACCAUAAAAGACCUGACAUAUGGUAACAUUAUAUUCAACGAUAAGCAUAUCGAUGAUACUAUUUUAUUGAAAAGUGAUGGAUAUCCAACUUAUCAUUUGGCGAACGUCAUCGAUGAUCAUUUGAUGGGAAUCACACACGUUUUACGCGGUGAGGAGUGGCUAUCCUCGACACCAAAACAUGUAGCUCUUUAUAAGGCAUUAGGAUGGAACUUACCUGAAUUUGUGCACUUACCUUUAUUGUUUAAUCCGGAUAGAACAAAGCUAUCAAAGCGAUCCGGUGAUGUUAAUGUUGAAGACCUUGCGAAAAGGGGUUAUUUGCCUGAAGCGUUAAUAAAUUUUGUUGCGUUAUUAGGAUGGAGCUCAUCAAGUGGGAAAAAAGAUGAAAUAUUUACUUUGGAUGAACUGAUAGCUGAGUUUUCAUUAGAACAUAUUGGCAGGUCAGGCGCUAUUGUAAUGCGCGAGAAACUUGAUUGGCUGAAUAAACAACAUUUGAUUCGUAAAAGUGAAUCCCAAGACGGAUUGGCAGAGUUGGUUUCAUUAUUAAAACCAUUGGCAUAUGAACGAUUUGGCAAACAGUUUAAUGAAGCUGAUAAAAAAUACAAACUUGGAGAUGAAUAUCUUUCCAAGGUUAUCAUGACAAUUAAAGAUCGAAUACAAAAUAUAAAAGAUAUACCAGAAUUAUGUGGAUAUUUUUUUGUUCACCCUGAUUAUUCUUCGCCAGAAUCCAAAGCUGUCAGAUUAAGUAUUCAAGACAAUGAUUUAAAACUAGUAGCUAUGGUUGCGUUAGAACAAAUCAAUAUUCUUAAUAAAACCGAGUUUGAGGUUGAUACUAUUAAAUCUGUUGUUAAUAAUAUCAUUUCAAUUAGUCAGCUUAAACAAAAUCAAGUUUUGAUGAUUUUGAGAUAUAUUAUUACUGGAGUUAAGAUCGGGGCUGGUGUUGUUGAAACAAUGAAAACGAUUGGAAAAGAUAUAAUUCUACAACGUAUUAAUAGGGUUCUUGAUUUGAUAAAUUAG
Molecule: messenger RNA, 1554 nt
Organism: Dentiscutata erythropus
Lineage: Eukaryota; Fungi; Glomeromycota; Glomeromycetes; Diversisporales; Gigasporaceae
Source: the annotation of a GenBank genome assembly